AUGAAGGAAUACCUUGAUCUAAAGCACAUGGAGCUGGUUCCAGAUUCUGAAAUUAAUAACAUCAAUAGUUUGUACCUUCCUCAUCACGGAGUUGUUAGAAACACUAGCUCUACAACUAAGCUCCGCGUCGUCUUCGACGCUUCAAGUAAAACCUCGUCUGGACUUUCUUUAAACGAUUUGCUCAUGGUUGGACCAAGAGUACAGCCAGAACUUUUCCCUAUCCUGAUUCAGUUUCGACUUUUCAAUAUAGCCAUUUGCGCUGAUGUGGAAAAAAUGUUCCGCCAGAUUAAAGUUCAUGAGGAAGACGUAGACUGGCAAAGAAUUCUUUGGAGGGAGUCUCCAAACGAACCAAUAAAAGAAUAUUGUCUAACUACUGUUACCUACGGAACAUCCUCAGCACCAUUCCUCUCCACGAGAACCUUACGACAGCUUGCCAUAGACGAACAAGAGAAUUUUCCAGCCGCUUCAAGAGCUACCCGUUGUCACUUUUAUGUAGAUGAUUUGCUGAGUGGGAGUGCGACAAAGAAGGAAGCCAUUCAACUGGUAUCCGAGCUGCAGGAGAUGAUGAAAAAGGGAGGCUUUUCUUUAGGUAAAUGGGUGUCAAACGAUCCCGACGUACUGGCAACCAUUUCAAAAGAAUUACAGGCAAUUGAUUCAAAACACACGAUCAAUGAUGACCAACCUGUCAAGAUUCUGGGAAUAGCUUGGCUUCCAGAUGUUGACAAGUUCACCUUUACCAUCACCGUCAAUGAGAUGGACGUAUGGACUAAACAAAAGGUACUUUCUGAAGUCGCUAAAAUCUUUGACCCCUUGGGCUGGUUGGCACCUACAGUUAUCAAUUCCAAAAUCUUCCUUCAAGAGCUGUGGAGUCAUCAUCUAAGCUGGGACGAGGAGCUACCUGAUUCUCUGGCAAAGCAGUGGAGAACAUUUCAAGAACAGCUUCCUGUACUUACAAAUAUCAAAAUUCCACGCUGUAUUCUCAUUCCCCAGGCUUCAGACGUGCAAGUACACGGAUUCUGCGAUUCUUCAGAGAAGGCCUAUUGCGCAGCUAUAUACAUUCGUUCCCAGGAUGUAACCCUAGCUGUGACAUCCAGACUGCUAACAUCCAAGACGCGUGUCUCUCCAGUAAAACCGCAGUCUUUACCUCGAUUGGAACUCUGUUCUGCUUUACUUCUUGCCAAUUUGUUGCAAGCUACCUUGCCAACGCUAACUGUGCCAAUCUCUGAGACAUUUGCGUGGUCUGAUUCCAAGAUCACACUGGCAUGGCUGAAGUCUGAACCAAGAAGAUGGCAACCGUUCGUAGCUCAUCGAGUAGCACAAAUUCAAGAGCUGACUCCUAAUGUGCACUGGAACCAUGUGAGCAGUCUGGAGAAUCCUGCUGAUUGCGGAACAAGAGGGAUACCUCCAACUAAACUAGAAAAGUGCGACUUUUGGUUCAACGGACCUGAUUGGCUAAGGAUUUCUACUUUUCCUAAUGGAGGGUUUGAGGAUAAUCCAGAAUUGCAAAAAGACAUGUCUGUAGAAGCUAAAGGAACAUCCAAGCUGAGUUCAAGAUUGAGAUGGCUUCCCGCAUAUGAAUUCCACAAAUACAACAAACAAGCAGGGCUUAAAGACAUGUUUCAAAACGUGGAACUGAACAAGAAAAGACAGCUCGAACAGGAUGAAAGUGGGGUAAAUGAGCCCAGCGGAGAAUGUGUUGAAAAUGACGAUAACGAAAAUCAAGAUCCUGCAGAAAACAGCUCAGAAGAUCAUCCUGAUGAUCGUCCUGUAAAGCGAGCUAGAAAUGAAGACGGCACUAUAUCUAAUGUCCUACAAGCUUUGCAAAACCUUUCUAAAGACUUUGAGGACUUCAAGAAAAUGCCCAAACAGCAAAGUCAACCAUCAGUCCCAUCAGUCUCCUCUAUAAGUGACUCAACUUUGACAGAAGAGGAAAUUGAAAUUCUGCUGAAGUCUCAAAGAUCAGUGGCAGGUCUUAUGAAAUGGGCAGGAAAGUUUGAAAGAUGCCAAGAUGGAAUUAGAUGCCAAGUGUGUCAGUCAACCAUCUCCUACGAUUACAGUAAAGGAGAUGACUUUACUGGUGAAAAGGAAAAUAUGCCACUUGCUUUUUGA
Uloborus diversus is the source of this 2109-nucleotide messenger RNA. RefSeq lists its product as uncharacterized. The transcript is spliced from 4 exons. NCBI's taxonomy places the organism in Eukaryota, Metazoa, Arthropoda, Arachnida, Araneae, Uloboridae. The record is from RefSeq and is a predicted model, not a curated record. Bases 1 to 2109 code for a protein of 702 amino acids.